Messenger RNA from Drosophila serrata, 1468 nucleotides. RefSeq names its product Dorsal interacting protein 3 (gene Dlip3). Gene Ontology annotation, biological process: regulation of transcription by RNA polymerase II. Gene Ontology annotation, cellular component: transcription regulator complex; nucleus. Gene Ontology annotation, molecular function: DNA binding. The record is from RefSeq and is a predicted model, not a curated record. Lineage: Eukaryota; Metazoa; Arthropoda; Insecta; Diptera; Drosophilidae.
CACAGGCAUUCAGAUCAGUUUUGCUUCUAACGAUUGGCCAGAUACAAGUCAGUAACCAAAUAUAUCGAUAUGUCGCUUAGCGAAUCGAUUUGACUGCCAUCUCUAACGGAGAGCGCGGAAAACAAACGAGCACGCGCAGAACGGUAAAUCGGUCCCAACAAAAUAAACUUUCAGAAUCCUGCGAGAGAGUCUUAAAAAGAAAGCUACCGCCUCUGGCCCGGAGUCUCGAAAGGAUAAAACCAGAGCUGACUGCAAGGACAACAAACCGCAAUGAGCAGAAGAAGCAGCAACCAGGAACCGAUUCUUAAAUCAGAGAAGAUGCAGCGCUACUACGCUGAACGCGAGACCACAGGACCCGAGUUCGACGAUCGCCUGAUAAAGCUGGUGCGCUCUAAUCCGGCCAUCUACGAUGUCAGCCAUCCGCAUUAUCGGCGUAAUCCGGUCCGUGUGGACAUAUGGGAUCGAAUUGCCACCGAACUGGGCGCCUCCUCGCGAUUUCUGCAAACCAAAUGGAAGAACAUACGGUACAACUAUCUACAGGAGAUCAAGGCGAUUGAGACGGGCCAAGCUAAUCCGAAUGUGCGGAAGAGACGCUUCACCGAAGAUUUAUCCUUUCUGCAGAACACGGCCCAGACUUAUAACGUAAAGAAGUCCCAGAGCUACACGGCGGCACAGAAUGGCAGUGACAACGACAGCAACAGCUUUCUUUACCCGGACCCGGAGCACCUCAAGAUCGAUGCCUCCGCGGGCUACGACAUAAUAGAGCUGGACAACAGUGACGAUGGCUCACACAGCGACGACAACGAGAUUGUGCCUGAGCUGCAGCUGGUCAUGGAGCCCAAGGCAGAGCUAUCUUUGCAGGCGACUCUCAACGGCACAAGCAGCAGCAACCACAGUCACGAACAUGACCACGACCAGGACCAUACUCAUGUUAGCUCACCGGCCUCCUCACCCCUGCUUACACCAAUGGUAGUUAUGGGCAACGGCUACGACCAGGACCAACCGCAACAGCAAGAGCAGGGCCAGCAGAACAUCAAGAACAGCUCGCUAUCCAAUGGAGAGGUGACCAUCGAACCAAUAUAUAAGGCAGCGGCCAGCCGGCGCACGAUACCCAGCGAGUUUCUGGUCAAUCCGGCGGCCACGCGCCGAACGUUACCCAGCGAAUUCCUGGUCAAUCCGGCCAAGCGCAAGGCGGCCGCACCCUCUGCGUCAAACCCACCGCUGUCGCCCCUUAGCGAUCCCAUCGAGCUUUAUUGCCUUUCGCUAGUCGACACACUGCGCAGCAUGCCAAGGUCGGAGCGGGAGCGCGUCAAGUUCGAGUUCGCCAGCAUACUGAAAGAUGCCAAGUACAAGGAUGAGUCCUAAGUGGACGACUCCCCGGUUGUCGGAUGCGAUGCUCUAUACUCUAUGCAAUACGUACAAUUUUUGAUUAGUCUUUUUAAUGGUAAAUACAGACAGGACACACUCA